AUGGACGGGGCCGGGAGACAGCAGGUGCACGCCCUACUUCCCGUCUGCCUCGCCCUGGCCUUCUCCCUCGCCGCCCUGGGCAGCAGCCACUGGUGCGAGGGGACCCGCAGGGUGGCAAAGCCUCUGUGCCAGGACCAUCCGGGAGGGCUAGGAUGCAUUCAUCUCAACAGGGGCCACGGCGGUGGCAGGAGGGACGACGAGAGCCAGGCCGUCCAGUACAUUUGGGAGACGGGAGACGACAGGUUCAUCCAGAGCCGGUUCCACGUGGGGCUCUGGCAGUCCUGUGAGGAAAACCUCGGCAGCGCAGGUGAAAAGUGUAGAAGUUUCCAGAGUAUAAUACCAGCUGAAGAACACGGACUUUUGUGGCUGUCCAUUGGGGCCGAGAUCCUGAACAUCCUUCUGGUGUUGACGAGUGCCGUCCUCCUGGGCUCCGGAGUGAGUUCUCAGAGCGCUGGUUUCCGCUGGCUCAAGGUGGAUGCUUCUGUAGCCAUCCUCACGGUGCUCGCAGGGCUCCUCGGGAUGGUGGCCCACAUGAUGUACACAACCAUCUUUCAAAUCGCUGUGAACCUUGGUCCCGAAGACUGGAAGCCUCAGACGUGGGACUAUGGCUGGUCAUACUGCCUCGCGUGGGGUUCUUUCGCGCUCUGCAUGGCUGUGUCGGUCAUGGCCGUGAACAGAUACACGGCAGCCCGCCUGGAGUUCACAGAGAAGCAGAGGGUACGGAAAGGCAGUAAGCACUCUCAACACAAAUUCCCGGAACCCAAGGCUUCGGAAAGUGUUCGGGAAAUGGAAGCUCCCAGCCCUGCCGGGCAUGCCCUUGUGAGUGCAUCUGAGCACCUGCCACCAAAUGCCCCAGGGAAGGUGUCCAUGUGCUAGCCACAACCUACCAGCUCUGCAGAGGCAGACCAGCCAGGCACUUACGUCCACAAUGAACAUCUCUGGGGUGGACUUCAGAAGGCUGUGGUCUGGGUAAACUUUCUACCCAUCAUCUUACCCUUCAUUAAACACCUUUGGCUUCAGCUACUGAUUCCUGGUAAAAUGCCAGUAUCUUUAAGUGAGAUCACUCUUACAGAAGAUAUCAACCAUUGACACUCUAGUAUAAAUCAGCACCUCAGGCUUUCCUGACAGUGAGUUUAAUCACGGUAACCAAAGGAGAUGGGACAUGUGAACACUUAGGGUAAGAAGUUUUGAAGACAGGGGAAAGCAAGAUUCUAACCACCAAAAGUAUAAAAUGUGUUGCCCGCACAUGUUUGUUGACGGGAGAGUAUCCAGAAAUUUUUUCCCUUAAUUAACAGACACAGAUUGAUAGCAUGUGUGACUAUCCCAUACUUCCUUUUUUUAUUUUCAUCAA
Molecule: messenger RNA, 1351 nt
Organism: Lynx canadensis (Canada lynx)
Lineage: Eukaryota; Metazoa; Chordata; Mammalia; Carnivora; Felidae
Gene: GSG1L2
Product: GSG1 like 2
Exons: 5
Coding region: 1-876 (291 amino acids)
Cellular component (GO): plasma membrane
Source: RefSeq, a predicted model, not a curated record